This is a messenger RNA of Amaranthus tricolor (Joseph's coat), 2680 nucleotides long. RefSeq names its product probable acyl-activating enzyme 17, peroxisomal. NCBI's taxonomy places the organism in Eukaryota, Viridiplantae, Streptophyta, Magnoliopsida, Caryophyllales, Amaranthaceae. The transcript is spliced from 14 exons. The coding region runs from base 164 to 2320 and encodes 718 amino acids. The record is from RefSeq and is a predicted model, not a curated record.
CCAUAAACUUGACUAGCUGAUGACUAUUGAGUAUUGACUAAGGCUAUAUCUAUAUGAACAUCCUUCCCUCUCAAACUAAAAAUUGCGUAUUCUUCUUCUUCACCAUUUUUCUUACAAAACCACCAAAAUACAUGAUCACGUACUCAAUAAUUUAGCUACAAAAAUGUCUUACAAAUCUCUCAAUCAUAUCACGAUCUCUGAUAUUGAAUCUCAAGGCAUACCAUCUGAAAUUGCUGUUCAAAUUCACCAUAAACUUACCCAGAUUAUCCACGAUUAUGGGCCUUCUUCCUCAAAAACAUGGCAGAACAUCACAAAACAUGUGUUGAAUCCAGAACUUCCAUUUUCAUUUCAUCAGAUGAUGUACUAUGGCUGCUACAAAGAUUAUGGUCCUGAUCCUCCUGCUUGGUUACCAGAUUUGAAAAGUGCGCGACUAACUAAUAUUGGCCAGCUUCUAGAAAGACGAGGAAAAGAAUUUUUAAGGUCGAAAUAUGAGGAUCCUAUGUCAAGCUUUUCUGACUUCCAAGUGUUUUCUGUCUUGAAACCUGAGGUUUACUGGAAAUGCAUACUGGAAGAGAUGGGUGUAUCAUUUAGCAAGCCCCCUUACUGUAUUUUGUAUGAGAACUCAUCAUACCCCGGAGGCCAAUGGCUUCCAGGAUGUUUCUUGAAUCCAGCUAAAAUUUGCUUGAGUUUGAACGGAGAGAGGAAUUUAGAUAGUAUUGCUGUUUUGUGGCGCAACGAAGGGGAGGACAAUAUGCCUAUAAAGAAGAUGACCCUUCAGGAGUUGCGUGGAGAGGUGUGGUUGGUUGCACAUGCACUUGAUGCACUGGGUCUGCCACAGGGAUCAGCAAUUGCUAUAGAUAUGCCAAUGAAUAUUGAUUCCGUUAUAAUCUAUCUUGCUAUUGUUCUUACAGGCAAUGUAGUUGUCUCCAUUGCUGAUAGUUUUGCAUCAAGUGAAAUAGCGACAAGACUAAGAAUAGCAAAAGCAAAAGCCAUAUUUACACAGGAUUUCAUUUUACGUGGUGGGAAAAGUAUACCCCUUUACAGGAGAGUUAUUGAUGCUCAAUCACCCAUGGCAAUAGUUAUUACUACUAGAGGAUCCCAAUUUAGCACAGAUUUACGUAGUGGUGACAUUUCCUGGCAUGAUUUCCGAGAACGUGUAAAUAAGGGAGGGGAAUACAGAGCUGUGGAUCGACCAGUGGAAGCUUUCUCUAACAUUCUUUUCUCAUCUGGAACCACAGGGGAACCAAAGGCAAUCCCUUGGACCCAGGCGACUCCUCUUAAGGCUGCUGCAGAUGGUUGGUCUCACAUGGAUAUUCGUAGCGGUGAUGUUGUUGCUUGGCCAACUAAUCUUGGUUGGAUGAUGGGUCCUUGGCUAGUUUAUGCGUCUUUGAUCAAUAAUGCUUCCAUUGCUUUAUAUAAUGGAUCUCCCCUCACAUCUGGAUUUUCUAAGUUUGUACAGGAUGCUAAUGUAACCAUGCUUGGAGUAGUUCCGAGUAUCGUCCGUGCUUGGAGAAGUACAAAGUGCACUGUUGGAUAUGAUUGGUCAUCCAUCCGCUGCUUUGGCUCUACUGGGGAAGCUUCAAGUGUAGAUGAAUACCUGUGGCUUAUGGGGAGAGCAUGUUACAAGCCUGUGAUUGAGUAUUGUGGUGGUACAGAGAUUGGGGGUGGGUUUAUUACUGGAUCUUUACUGCAGCCUCAAGUAUUAGCAGCUUUUAGUACGCCAGCUAUGGGCUGCAGCCUCCUUUUACUUGACAAUAAUGGAACUCCCAUUCCGCAAAACAUGCCAGGAUUUGGAGAGUUGGCUCUUGGCCCGUUGAUAUUUGGAGCUUCACAUACACUCCUUAAUGGUGACCAUUACAAAGUCUACUACAAAGGAAUGCCGACAUGGAAAGGAAAGGUUUUGCGGAGACAUGGAGAUGUGUUUGAGCGUACUUCUACUGGGUAUUUUCGAGCUCAUGGCCGUGCUGAUGAUACAAUGAAUCUUGGCGGUAUCAAGGUAAGUUCCAUCGAGAUUGAGCGUAUAUGUAAUAGAGUCGAUAGCAGCAUUCUAGAGACAGCAGCCAUUGGUGUCCCACCUCCUGAUGGAGGGCCUGAGCAGCUAGUGAUUGCAGUUAUUUUCAAAGAUGCAAGUAAAUCCAUGCCCGGCUUGAACGAGUUGAAAACGUCUUUCAAUUCCGCACUACAGAAACAACUGAAUCCUUUGUUUAGGGUUUCUCGCAUUGUCUCACUGCCGUCUCUCCCAAGAACAGCAACCAACAAGGUUAUGAGAAGGGUCCUCCGUCAGCAAUUCGCGCAACCUUCCUCAGCUUCCAAGCUGUGAAUCAAGUUGUGAUUACUGAUUACCAAUUUGGAUAUCAUAAAAGUUGCUAAUUAAAAAUAGAUAGUAUUGUGAAUUUGCAAUAUUAUUACUCGAACGGUCUCAAUGUUCCGUCUUAGGCGCCAGAUUGUAAUAUGUACUCGGGCUGAGGAUUACUUUGUAGAGAUGUGGCCAAUUGAAGCUUCGCCAUGAAAGGUUGGGCGGAUACAAAAGGAUAAUAAACAGUCGGUAGCACAAAAACAUGGCUUUUGUAAUGUUUUAUUGGAAGAUAGACCGGCGUGAAUAUUCCUAUGAUUGUAUAUAAGAACAAGUAUUUCAUUUUGAAUUGUAGAUUUAUGAAAUUAUAGGUGAAUUAUUUUCAAA